This is a messenger RNA of Hippopotamus amphibius kiboko, 1287 nucleotides long. RefSeq names its product hepatitis A virus cellular receptor 1-like. Gene Ontology annotation, cellular component: cell surface. The transcript is spliced from 9 exons. The record is from RefSeq and is a predicted model, not a curated record. Bases 1 to 1191 code for a protein of 396 amino acids. Gene Ontology annotation, molecular function: virus receptor activity; phosphatidylserine binding. Gene Ontology annotation, biological process: positive regulation of mast cell activation; phagocytosis, engulfment. NCBI's taxonomy places the organism in Eukaryota, Metazoa, Chordata, Mammalia, Artiodactyla, Hippopotamidae.
AUGCAUCCUUGGGUCGCCAUCCUGGGCCUCAUACUCCUUCUGACAGAGGGUGCAACGUCUUACCCACAAGUGACUGGAGUGGUGGGUCAGUCUGUCAGGCUACCCUGCACCUAUGGUGGAGAAGUCGCGAGCACAUGCUGGGGCCGAGGGGCAUGUCCUUGGCUUCGCUGCGGAAGUGACAUUAUCUGGACUGAUGGAUACAGGGUCACCACUCGGAAGGACAAACGUUAUAAGCUAAAUGGAAAUAUUGGUGGAAGGGAUGUGUCUUUGACCAUAGAGAAUGCAGCCCUCUCUGACAGUGGCUUGUAUUGUUGCCGUAUUGAGAAGCGAGGGUGGUUUAAUGAUGUAAAAAUCACCCUAGACUUAAAAAUAAUACCAGCUCCACCUACAACAACCACCACCACCACCACUACUACAACAACAACGACGACCACUACUCCAACAACCACCACCACUACUCCAACAACGACCACCACUACUCCAACAACGACCACCACCACUACUCCAACAACGACCACCACUACUCCAACAACGACCACCACCACUACUCCAACAACGACCACCACCACUACUUCAACAACCACCACCACUACUCCAACAACGACCACCACCGCUACUCCAACAACGGCCACCACCACUACUCCUAGCCCAGCAACAACCACCACCACUAUUCCAGGAACAAUGACCACCACUCCAACAACAACAAUGGUUACCACUGCUCCAAUGACAACUAGGGCCUCUACCUCUGUUCUUCCAAUGCCAUCACCCAAAAAGAACCUCCAGCCAGUAGCUUCUUUAUCUUCUCCAACCCAGACAACAGAAACCCAGCCUACCACCCCACGUGAAAGAAAUAUGACGGGCUCACCAACGCACUCUUGCUCAACAGAUGGGAAUGGCACUGUGACACAGUCUCCAGAUACCCUUUGGCGUAACAAUCAAACCCCUGCUGUGCUGGCACAAGACCCAUGGAAGAGCACCAGUAAGGGAGUCUACAUUGGAAUUGGUGUUACUGCCCUGGUAUUGAUCACGUUUUUGGUUAUGAUUAGCAGAAAAUAUUUUUGCCUGGGUAGCAAGUUGGAACUAUUACGUGUGAUUCCGUUGAGGGACUCUCACCUUGGAGCUGUGAAAGAAGAAGCUGUGAAACAUGUCCGAGCAGAAGACAAUGUCCGUAUUACUGAUGACUGUCUUUAAGUCUUGGAUUAAGAUCCAUUGGACUUCUCAGGUGCUAUGCCCUUGACUAUGGAAGACAGUGACCAGAUAUCACUGUGUCAGAAUCCUUUCAAGCAG